This is a messenger RNA of Emys orbicularis (European pond turtle), 870 nucleotides long. It is a transcript of the gene OTX2, whose product is annotated as orthodenticle homeobox 2. Lineage: Eukaryota; Metazoa; Chordata; Testudines; Emydidae. Gene Ontology annotation, cellular component: nucleus. Gene Ontology annotation, molecular function: RNA polymerase II cis-regulatory region sequence-specific DNA binding; DNA-binding transcription factor activity, RNA polymerase II-specific. The transcript is spliced from 3 exons. Gene Ontology annotation, biological process: multicellular organism development; regulation of transcription by RNA polymerase II. The record is from RefSeq and is a predicted model, not a curated record. Bases 1 to 870 code for a protein of 289 amino acids.
AUGAUGUCUUAUCUCAAGCAACCACCUUAUGCAGUCAACGGGCUGAGUCUGACAACCUCGGGCAUGGACUUGCUUCAUCCUUCCGUGGGAUACCCGGCGACCCCUCGGAAGCAGCGGCGGGAGCGCACCACCUUCACCCGGGCGCAGCUGGACGUGCUGGAGGCGCUGUUCGCCAAGACCCGCUACCCGGACAUCUUCAUGCGCGAGGAAGUAGCUCUGAAAAUCAACCUGCCCGAGUCCAGGGUGCAGGUGUGGUUCAAAAACCGCCGGGCCAAGUGCCGCCAGCAGCAGCAGCAGCAGCAGAACGGGGGCCAGAGCAAAGUGAGGCCGGCCAAGAAGAAGAGCUCCCCGGCUCGCGAAGUAAGUUCGGAGAGCGGCACCAGCGGGCAGUUCACCCCCCCCUCCAGCACCUCCGUCCCAGCCAUUUCCAGCAGCAGUGCCCCCGUGUCUAUCUGGAGCCCAGCUUCCAUCUCCCCACUCUCAGACCCCCUGUCCACAUCCUCUUCUUGCAUGCAGCGAUCCUACCCCAUGACCUACACCCAGGCUUCAGGCUACAGCCAAGGAUACGCUGGCUCAACCUCCUACUUCGGGGGGAUGGACUGUGGAUCUUAUUUGACCCCGAUGCACCACCAGCUUCCUGGACCAGGGGCCACACUCAGCCCUAUGGGCACCAAUGCAGUCACCAGCCAUCUCAACCAGUCCCCAGCUUCCCUCUCCACCCAGGGCUAUGGAGCAUCAAGCUUGGGUUUUAACUCAACCACCGAUUGCUUGGAUUAUAAGGACCAAACCGCCUCCUGGAAGCUAAACUUCAAUGCUGACUGCUUGGAUUAUAAAGACCAGACAUCUUCAUGGAAGUUCCAGGUUUUGUGA